AUGAGUUCCUCGCGUGUAGAGGAACUCCCGGAUGACUUUGAUGAGUCCCUAGUUCUCAAUGAGGGCCCAACGCAAGGUCUGGCAGCGCCCGCCAAGAGCAAGAAUGUGUCGCUCGCAGAGAUGUACGAAAAGCGCCUGGACAUGCCCAGUGCAGCGAUCACGGACAAGAGCUUUGAGGAGAUCAUGUUCGACAUGAGCAAAACUCCCAUCUUCAUGGAUGCACAAGAUGUCGCCAAUCAGACUGAGGAGAAUGAACUGCUCGAGGCUAUCAAGGCGAUGCAGUAUGAAGGGACAAAGUCCGAGAUCGUCCAGGGAUUCAAGGACCAAGGUAAUGAAGUCAUCAAGGAGAAGAAAUGGGCGGAUGCCAAGGAGUUUUAUACCAAAGGUAUUGCGAUCCUGAACGCGAAGCAGGGGAAGUGGGAUGAGCCCAAGCCGGAGGAUCUAGAGGAGGAAAAUCGGAAGCAGAUGGCGUUGCGGGAAGUCGUAUAUGUCAAUCGAGCGCUGUGUCAGCUGGAGUUACGUAACUACCGCUCCACAACCUUGGAUUGCGCCCAAGCUCUCAAGAUGAAUCCGAGAAACGUCAAAGCACACUAUCGAAGUGCAUCAGCGCUACUGGCUCUCGACAAGGUACAUGAGGCGCUUGAUGUCUGCUACCGCGGCCUCAAGAUCGACGAGGAGAAUGUGGCGCUCAAGAAACUGCUGGACAAGAUCAAGAUUAAGUCAGAAGCACUUGAGGCACGCGAUCGGAAGCGUCUAGCGGAACAGAAACGCGCAGAACAAGAGCGGCUCACGCUCCAAACGGCAUUAGCGGCGCGGAACAUCAAGACAAGAGGCUCCCGCAAGCCACCGGACCUUCAGGAUGCCACCAUCAGACUGAGUCCUGAUCCGCUGAGUCCCAAGAGCAUGUUGGAAUUCCCGGCCAUGUUUCUGUACCCUCUUCACAACCAGACAGAUCUCGUCAAGGCCUGGGCGGAGAAGGAUGCGGUCUGGCAACACCUCAGCUACAUUCUGCCCCUACCGUGGGAUGAGAAGUCUGAGUACAAGGAUGUCGAGUGUUACAUGGACACGAUAACGGGCGGUUUGAUGAAGGUGGGUAAGAAGCUGUCGCUAUUGGAGUUGUUGAGCAACGGCAAGACCGAGAUCGUGGAUGGCCUUGUGAGGAUCUAUGUCGUGCCAACUGCCCGGGCCAGAGAAUGGAUCGAAGAGAUCAAAGCCUUGAAGGGCAAGUGA
This is a messenger RNA of Cyphellophora europaea CBS 101466, 1230 nucleotides long. RefSeq lists its product as uncharacterized. The record is from RefSeq and is a predicted model, not a curated record. The transcript is spliced from 2 exons. Gene Ontology annotation, biological process: protein folding. The coding region runs from base 1 to 1230 and encodes 409 amino acids. Lineage: Eukaryota; Fungi; Ascomycota; Eurotiomycetes; Chaetothyriales; Cyphellophoraceae. Gene Ontology annotation, molecular function: Hsp90 protein binding.